Solanum dulcamara is the source of this 2389-nucleotide messenger RNA. RefSeq names its product pentatricopeptide repeat-containing protein At3g49240, mitochondrial. The record is from RefSeq and is a predicted model, not a curated record. The transcript has a single exon. Gene Ontology annotation, molecular function: protein binding. The coding region runs from base 162 to 2081 and encodes 639 amino acids. NCBI's taxonomy places the organism in Eukaryota, Viridiplantae, Streptophyta, Magnoliopsida, Solanales, Solanaceae. Gene Ontology annotation, cellular component: chloroplast.
AUUUGUGCAAAUCUGUCGAGCUAUUAGGCCUUGAAAUAUAAACUCUGGGCUUUUGUAAAUGAUGUUGGUCGUUUAGCUAAGGAAAACCCGGCCUGUUAACACUUUUCUAUGUCUUCUCCAAUCCCUUUGCCACUGCUAAACCCUGACAGAACCCUAAUCCGAUGGCUCUCUCCAAGCACACUUUUUUCACCCAUCACCUCAAAACCCUAGCAAAACCCCAUUAUCUCCGCCGCCCUCAACCACCACCUUCCUUCAUUUCCCUCCGUCUCCUCUCAUUUGCCACUCCAGAAGAGGCUGCCGCCGAACGCCGUAAACGCAAACGCCGACUCCGUAUUGAACCUCCUUUAUCCUCCCUCCGUCAGCAACACCAACCUCGUCCCACUACACCUCAAAACCCUAGCUCCAACAAUAACCCGAAUGCACCGAAGAUCCCUGAAACUGUUUCUGUACUAUCCGGUAAUAGACUUAAUCUUCAUAAUCGGAUUCUCAAAUUGAUUCGUGAGAAUGAUUUGGAUGAAGCUGCUUUGUACACGCGGCACUCUGUCUACUCCAAUUGCCGCCCUACUAUAUUUACUUGUAACGCUGUUAUGGCUGCGCAACUCCGGCAGUCCCGAUAUUCUGAUCUACUUUCUCUUCACCGGUUCAUUACGCAAGCUGGUAUUGGGGCUAAUAUUGUCACACAUAAUCUGCUCCUCACGGCUUUUAUGGAUUGCCGGAAAACGGAUAUGGCUAUGGAACAUUACAAGCAGCUCAUAAAUAAUGCACCAUUUAACCCCUCCCCGACUACGUAUCGGAUACUUAUUAAAGGGCUUGUUGAUAAUAACAAGAUUGAUAGGGCGAUGGAGUUGAAGGAGGAAAUGUUGUCCAAGGGGUUUAGUGCUGAUUCGAUUGUGUAUAGUUAUUUGAUGUCUGGACAUGCUAAGGGUUCGAAUCCAGAUGGAGUUUUCGAUCUUUAUGAAGAAUUGAAGGAGAAAUUAGGAGGGAGUGUUUCAGAUGGAGUGAUUUAUGGGAGCUUAAUGAAAGGUUAUUUCUUGAGGGGAAUGGAGCAGGAGGCUAUGGAGCGUUAUGAGGAAGCUGUGGGUGAGAAUUCUAAGAUUAAGAUGAGUGCUGUGGCAUUUAAUUAUAUUCUAGAUGCUUUAAGCAAGAAUGGGAAGUUUGAUGAGGCGUUGAAGCUAUUUGCUAGGAUGCUGAAUGAGCACGAUCCUCCAAAAAGAUUGACUGUGAAUUUGGGUAGCUUUAAUGUAAUGGUGGACGGUUAUUGUGCAUUGGGACGGUUUAAAGAUGCAAUUAAUGUUUUUAAUAGCAUGGGAGAGAAGAGGUGUAGACCAGACACAUUGUCUUACAAUAAUCUGAUUGAGCAGUUGUGCAAAAAUGACUUGUUGGGUGAGGCUGAGGAGCUCUAUAAGGAUAUGGGCGAAAAGGGGGUCAGCCCUGAUGAGUUCACGUUUGUUUUGCUGAUGGAUACUUGCUUUAAAGAAACUAGGCCUGAUGACGCCGCUGCGUAUUUUAAGACCAUGGUUGAGUCUAAAUUGAGGCCUAAUCUUGGGGUUUAUGAUAGGUUGGUUGAUGGUUUGGUCAAAGUUGGUAAAGUUGAUGAAGCAAAAUCAUUUUUUGACCUGAUGAUGGGAAAGCUCAGGAUGAAUGAUAAUAGCUACAAGUUUAUGAUGAAUGCAUUGUUUGAGAUUGGGCAGCAUGAUGAGGUGCUUAAGAUUGUGGAUAGAAUGUUGAGGCAGGAUCCAGCUGAUUUCUCUGAUGAGUUGCAAGAGUUUGUUCGAGAAGCCCUGGCGAAGGAAGGUAGAGAUGAGGAGUUGACCAAGCUCAUGGAGGAUAUCGAAAGGGAGAAGAAAGAGGCCGCAGACCGGGAGGCUGAAGCAGCUGAAAAAGCGAAGGCCAGUGCAAGAGCUGCUGUUUCCUCUUUGAUAAAUAGUCCUAAAUUGUUUGGAAAUAAGGAGCCUGAAGAGCAGUCAACAAUUGCUGGUGAGACUGUUCAAGAAACUGCUGUGGAGGCUAGUUCUGCUGGUGAGGGUGCAGAAGCUGAGAGCCUGGUUGCUACAGAAGCUAGAAGUGAUGGUGCACUUUGAUCAGGUAGCAGCAUGAUAAAAUAUGUUGGUGACAAUUAAUGAGAAACAUAGUAGGUUUCUUUUCGUUCUGCCGCACUUGCAAGCCCGUACUAUGAUCCUCUUAUGAUAAAUUGCUAGUGGAAAAUUGUUUGUACUUUAGAUGGACAUGAAAUGAAUGAAUUUUAGAUCAUCUUUAAGUAAAUGGUGAGUAACAAAUUGUAAUGCAACAAUAUCUGGUGAAAUCUAACUCAUACCCAAGUUAUUUUGUGAAUGUACCGUGAGACCUGUAUGAUAGUGUUAUUAACGUAGUUAAAUGUUUUUUAAUCAAA